Messenger RNA from Camarhynchus parvulus, 3627 nucleotides. RefSeq names its product Janus kinase and microtubule interacting protein 3 (gene JAKMIP3). Lineage: Eukaryota; Metazoa; Chordata; Aves; Passeriformes; Thraupidae. The record is from RefSeq and is a predicted model, not a curated record. The coding region runs from base 336 to 3137 and encodes 933 amino acids. Gene Ontology annotation, molecular function: microtubule binding; kinase binding. The transcript is spliced from 23 exons.
GGGCUCUGGAGCAGCAGCGCUGCUGACGUGCUGCCGGAGCUGCAGUGACUCCGCAAUGGCUGAGCCUGCCGGCGCUGAGCUCAUCCCGCAGCCUGCCGGGGAAACCUGUCCUUAGCUCCUCCGACUGCUCGCAUCCGCGCCCGGGCUACCUGGUGCCCUGCCCUGCUGAGCCUGGACAGGGACAGGGACAGUGCCUCUGCUGUGGCUGGACCAUGAGGGACAGAGCGGGGCACUGAGCAUCACCAGCCAGGAGCAUUGCCACCCACGUUAACACCAUUGCUUUAAAAAGGCCCCAGAAGAUGUGAGCAGCGUGAGCAGCGAGGGCCUCCCUCAGCAUGGCCAAGAGGGGCUCCAGCAGCCGCGCCAGGGGGGACAGGCCCGACGCCCUGGCCGCCCUGCAGGCUGCCAACGAGGAGCUGCGGGCCAAGCUCACCGACAUCCAGAUCGAGCUCCAGCAGGAGAAGAGCAAGGUCAGCAAGUUGGAAAGGGAGAAAAAUCAGGAAGUGAAGCAGAUCAAGGAGCACGAACAGCAUAAAAGCACAGUGGUGGUCACAGAGCUCAAAGUCAAACUCCAUGAAGACAAAAUGAAAGAGCUCCAGGCUGUCCGAGAAACUCUUCUGAGGCAGCACGAAGCCGAGCUGCUCAGAGUGAUCAAAAUCAAGGACAAUGAAAUCCAGAGGCUGCAGACCCUGCUGAACGCCGUGCGGGACGGGGCCCCCGACAAGGUGAAGACGGUGCUGCUGAGCGAGGCCAAGGAGGAGGCCAAGAAGGGCUUCGAGGUGGAGAAAAUCAAAAUGCAGCAGGAGAUCUCCGAGCUGAAGGGCGCCAAGAAGCAGGUGGAGGAGGCCCUGACGAUGGUGAUCCAAGCUGACAAAAUGAAGGCAGCCGAGAUCAGGAGCGUGUACCACCUGCACCAGGAGGAGAUCACCCGCAUCAAGAGGGAGUGCGAGCGCGAGAUCCGCAGGCUGAUGGAGGAGAUUAAGUUUAAGGACAGAGCAGUCUUCGUGCUGGAGAGAGAGUUAGGGGUGCGAGCCGGGCAUGCUCAGAGACUGCAGCUCCAAAAGGAGGCUUUAGAUGAACAACUGUCCCAGCUCAAAGAGUCUGACCGGCAUCUGAGCAGCCCCAAGCGGGAACUUCCUUAUGCAAGUGGUGCAGGAGACGCUUCAGAUCAUUCGGGAAGCCCCGAACAGCAGUUGGAUGAAAAGGACGCGCGGCGCUUCCAGCUGAAAAUCGCGGAGCUGAGCGGGAUCAUCCGCAAGCUGGAGGACAGGAACGCGCUGCUGUCGGAGGAGAGGAACGAGCUGCUGAAACGCCUCAGAGAAGCAGAAAGUCAGUAUAAGCCCAUUUUGGACAAAAACAAACGCCUCAGUAGGAAGAAUGAGGAGUUGUCACAUGCCUUACGUCGAAUGGAAAACAAACUGAAAUUUGUGACCCAGGAGAACAUUGCCAUGAGGCAAAGAAGUGGAGCAAUAAGGAGACCAAGCUCCCUAAAUGACCUUGACCACAGCCAGGAAGAAAGGGAAGUGGAUUUCCUGAGACUACAAGUAAUUGAGCAGCAGAACAUCAUAGAUGAGCUCUCCAAGACCCUGGAGACUGCUGGCUAUGUGAAGAGUGUCAUGGAACGUGAUAAGCUGCUAAGGUUCAGGAAGCAAAGGAAAAAAAUGACAAGAAUUCCUAAGAAGCCGGUGGUGGAGACGUUCUAUGGCUAUGAUGAGGAGGCUUCCCUGGAGUCUGAUGGUUCCUUCAUCUCCUACCAAACCGUACGGCUACCAGGCCCCAACCCCUGCAACGGUGGAGCUAUGGCAGAGACCUGGAAGAUGGGCAUGGCCAAGGAGGAGACGGAGCUGCGGUUCCGGCAGCUGACGAUGGAGUACCAGGCGCUGCAGCGCGCCUACGCCCUGCUGCAGGAGCAGGUCGGGGGCACCCUGGAUGCAGAGCGCGAAGUCAAGACACGUGAGCAGCUCCAAGCAGAAAUACACCGGUCCCAGGCUCAGAUAGAAGACCUGGAGAAGGCUCUGGCUGAGCAGGGACAGGACAUGAAGUGGAUUGAGGAGAAGCAGGCAUUGUACAGAAGGAAUCAGGAGCUGGUAGAAAAGAUCAGGCAGAUGGAGGCUGAGGAGGCACGCCUCAAGCACGACGUGCAGGACGCCAAGGACCAGAACGAGCUGCUGGAGUUCAGGAUCCUGGAGCUGGAGGAGAGAGAGAGACGCUCCCCGGCCAUCACCUUCCACCACGGCCCCUUCACGGAGGGCAAGAGCCCUCUGCAGGUGUACUGCGAGGCUGAAGGUGUAACAGACAUCGUAGUGGCAGAGCUGAUGAAAAAGUUGGACAUUUUAGGGGAUAACGCCAAUCUGACCAACGAGGAGCAGGUGGUCAUCAUCCAGGCCAGGACUGUCCUCACGCUGGCUGAGAAGUGGCUCCAGCAGAUCGAGGUGACCGAGUCUGCGCUGCAGCAGAAGAUGCUGGACCUGGAGAACGAGAAGGAGCUGUUCAGCAAGCAGAAGGGCUACCUGGACGAUGAGCUGGACUUCAGGAAACAGUCCCUGGACCAGGCUCACAAGCAAAUUCUGGAAUUAGAAGCCAUGCUCUAUGAUGCCCUGCAGCAAGAAGCUGGAGCCAAAAUUUCCGAACUUCUUUCAGAAGAGGAGAGGGAGAAGCUGAAGAGCGCCGUGGAGCAGUGGAAGCGGCAGGUGAUGAGCGAGCUCCGCGAGAGGGACGCCCAGAUCCUGCGCGAGAGGAUGGAGCUCAUCCAGCACGCCCAGCAGAGAAUUAAAGAGCUAGAAGAAAGAAUUGAAGGCCAAAAAAGACAAAUAAAAGAGUUAGAGGAAAAGCCCCUGAGGCCCCUGCAGCUGCUCCUGCUGUUCCUGCCAGAGGGACAGCCCUGCUUCCCGACACCCACACAGAGACUUUGCCCCUGCAUCCCGCAUCUGUCUCGUUCUUUGCUGCUGGCCACGGCUGCUGCAGCCUGUGGGACCUGCAGUGGGGCUGAGCUGGGCUGUGGGGAGCCCCUGCACCCCCAAACCCCCGAGGAGCCUUUGGAGAGGACAGAACUGAGCCCACCAAGGAAGCCAAGAACUCCAAGAACUCUGCUGCUGCCUCUCGUGCAGCCCGGGCUGCCCUGCAGGGCCGGGCUCUGACAGCAGCACCAUCUCUGAUUCAGAUACACUGAAUUUAUCCCGCUUCCCUGCUAAGCAGGUGGCAAAUUGCUUCUGUGCAGAAGUGCCCCUGUCCUGUCUGUGUGCCACACGCUCGUGUUUGUUCCACAGUUCUUCAAAAAUCUGUCUUGGAAGAAGUGUUCCAGAGGAGUAGCUCAUGAAAAGAUGGAUGUGAGUGAAAAUGAAGUGGUUUGUUCCAAGGAAUUCCUUCGUUGCACAGGAUGUGUCCCACGCUUUGUUGAAUUUCCCAUGAGCCCAGUUUUAGGCAAAAACGUAAAGCUACAUUCAGGAAACCAAGCUGUAAUUAUUUUUUUGAGUUGUCAGUAAACCAUGGUGAGAAAAAUUAUGCAAUAAUUUAUAAUCGGCUGUCCCUGAACAAUGGCAAAAGGCUUAACACUGUCCCAGCAAAAAGUUCAACCUGGAAAAGAGUGAGCUAAACCAGAUUAUCCCUGAUCCUCAUGCACUGGGCUGG